Molecule: messenger RNA, 6972 nt
Organism: Rana temporaria (common frog)
Lineage: Eukaryota; Metazoa; Chordata; Amphibia; Anura; Ranidae
Gene: CLUH
Product: clustered mitochondria homolog
Exons: 26
Coding region: 235-4884 (1549 amino acids)
Biological process (GO): intracellular distribution of mitochondria
Cellular component (GO): cytoplasm
Molecular function (GO): protein binding; mRNA binding
Source: RefSeq, a predicted model, not a curated record
UGUUUUAAGUUUUAUGGCCCUUGCAAGUAACCCAGGGCUUGGCAUAUGACCAGGGAAACAUUGUAGCCCAUGCACCUCCCUUCCAAAUUACACUGAAGGUCUGCCGGCUGUGAUUUGUAUAUAAAUAGCAACAGCAGAGCACAAGUGGCGAGUUCAGAAUGAGUUCUGGGUAAACUGAGAUCUUUCUUGCGGCAGAGAUGUGAACUUCCCUAUCGCAUACAAGCAUCGGGCAUCAUGGGCAGUAUUGUUUGCUGUGAGUGCUGUGGACGACUUGAAGCUAUCUUCCGAAAGCCAAGUAUAAGGUCAGACUCUGAAUCUGCCUCACUUUUACAGGAUUCAUCUAGGAGGUCAUCCAGCUUUACCCAAGAUUCCUCCAGGGGCUGCUAUGGCACACUCCAUUAUCGCCAGCAGGAGAUUUCAGCUGAAGCUAACCCUGAAGAAUUGGAUGGCAAAGGCCGUCAUGACUCUGAGGAAGAUGAGGGGAUAUGUGAAUGCGAGAAGGUUCCUCUCCCCUGUUCGGAAAACUCUUCAGAAUCUUCCCAUGCUUUCAGUGCCUUUCACAGUGACCUUCUAGUUGGCAUGGCAGAUGAGCAGGGCCCUCCUCCCUCGCUGUUGGCAUGUGCUACUCCUCUGAACUUUGCUGCACAACAGCUUGAAAGAACUGGGGCAGCAGCUGACCCACCGCUAAAUCUUACACAGACACAUACAGGGUCAGUAGAAGAACAGAGCACAUCUGAUGGUUACUUUGCAAGUUUAGGGUCUUCAUUUAAUUGUAAAGGACUGAAACUUGCCACCCAGUGUCAUAGAAGUAUUCUGGAUGGUCAGGGACUGACUUGUAUAGUAGUAAAAGGAAUACCGGUAAAUCCUAGUCCUACUAUAGUGUUAGACCCUAACAAAGAGAGCCCACAUGAGAAGCUGUGUGCAGUUUGUAUGAAGAAUAUAACGCCAGAGCAUCCGAGUAGCAUGACCUUGAUGAAUGGAGAUGGGGCUACUGAACACCAGACAGAGGGUGAGCCAAAGCAGAAUGGCCAUGAUGAUGGAGAACAGGCAGAAGAUGGAAGUGAACAAGAGGUUAUUGUUAUUCAGGAUACAGGUUUUACUGUCAAGAUUCAAGUCCCCGGGUUAGAGCCCUUUUCCAUUCAGGUGUCCCCUCAGGAGAUGGUUCAGGAGAUCCAUCAGGUUCUAAUGGAUAGAGAGGACACUUGUCAUAGAACUUGCUUCUCCCUGCAGUUAGAUGGCAAUGUGCUGGACAACUUUGCAGAGCUCAAGACUAUAGAAGGCUUUGAAGAGGGCGUUGUUCUAAAAGUUGUUGAAGAACCAUACACCGUUCGUGAAGCCAGAAUUCAUGUACGCCACAUAAGAGACUUACUAAAGAGCCUGGAUCCGUCUGAUGCAUUCAAUGGGGUCGAUUGUAACUCCCUCUCAUUUUUAAGUGUUUUCACAGAUGGUGAUCUUGGAGAGAAUGGAAAAAAGAAAAAGAAGGGGGCUGAACUGGAGCAGAUCGAUUGUACACCACCUGAACACAUACUACCAGGAAGCAAGGAGAGGCCUAUUUGUUCCCUUCAGCCACAGAACAAAGAGUGGAAGCCUUUGCAGUGUUUGAAAGUAUUCACAAUGAGUGGCUGGAACCCUCCUCCUGGUAAUAGAAAGAUGCACGGAGACCUUAUGUAUUUAUAUGUGAUCGCUAUGGAGGACCGACAUGUCAGCAUUACUGCAUCCACUCGAGGAUUCUACCUCAACCAAUCUACAGCCUAUAACUUUAACCCUAAGCCAGCGAACCCCAGCUUCCUCAGCCACUCACUGGUGGAACUACUUAAUCAAGUCAGCCCCAUUUUCAAGAAGAACUUUGCUGCCCUUCAGAAGAAAAGAGUUCAGAGACACCCCUUUGAGAGGAUUGCUACCCCAUUCCAGGUAUACAGCUGGACUGCUCCCCAAGUGGAACAUGCCAUGGACUGCGUCAGAGCGGAAGAUGCCUAUACAUCCCGCUUGGGGUACGAGGAACACAUUCCCGGACAGACCAGAGAUUGGAAUGAAGAACUGCAGACAACAAGAGAAUUGCCUCGUAAGAAUUUACCAGAAAGGCUUUUGCGAGAGAGAGCUAUAUUCAAGGUCCACAGUGAUUUUACAGCAGCAGCUACUAGAGGUGCCAUGGCAGUUAUUGAUGGUAAUGUCAUGGCCAUCAACCCCAGUGAAGAGACAAAGAUGCAGAUGUUCAUCUGGAAUAACAUUUUUUUCAGUUUGGGUUUCGAUGUCCGGGAUCACUACAAAGAUUUUGGUGGAGACAGUGCUGCUUAUGUAUCUCCUACAAAUGAUCUUAAUGGGGUGCGGACAUACAAUGCAGUAGAUGUGGAAGGACUGUAUACUUUGGGAACUGUGGUGGUAGACUAUAGAGGUUACAGGGUUACUGCACAAUCCAUUAUUCCAGGGAUAUUGGAGCGGGAGCAAGAGCAGAGCGUUAUUUACGGGUCCAUUGACUUUGGCAAAACUGUUGUAUCGCACCCAAAGUAUCUGGAACUGCUAGAGAAAACAAGCCGGCCACUCAAGAUUUUAAAACACAAAGUCCUAAAUGACAAAGAUGAGGAAGUGGAUCUGUGUUCCUCUGUAGAAUGUAAAGGUAUCAUUGGUAAUGAUGGACGGCAUUACAUUUUGGACCUUUUACGGACUUUCCCCCCAGACCUUAAUUUCUUACCUGUAGAAGGUGAGGAUAUGCCAGAAGAAUGUAAGAAAAUGGGCUUCCCCAAAGAACACAGGCACAAGCUUUGCUGUCUACGGCAGGAGUUAGUGGACGCUUUUGUGGAACACAGAUACCUCCUGUUCAUGAAGUUGGCUGCUAUGCAGCUGAUGCAGCAGAAGAGCUCCUUACAGGAGAAUGUUGGUUCCCUAGAAAAUGGGAGUCCUGCAACCUCAUCCGAUUCAUCUGCCAAAACUGAGCCUCGGGAAAGCAGCCUGUCUGAGGACAAGAUGGGAGACAGUAUAGAUGGCGAGUCCAAAGUCAAAGAGCUAGCUGAAACUAUGGCUUCCAACAACGAAGCAGUUGAUUUAAAGAGUCGGGAGGUAAUUCGCAAAGCAUGUCAGGCUGUUGGCUCAGUCAGUGAAACAUCAUUUGAUAUUCGCUUUAACCCAGACAUCUUUUCGCCAGGUGUGCGUUUUUCUGAGUGUGCACGGGCUGAAGUGCAGGAUCAAAAACAGUUGCUCAAGGAUGCUGCCUCUUUUGUGCUGACCUGUCAAAUUCCAUGUUUGAUUAAGGACUGCCUUGACCAUAAUGUAGUUCCCAUGGAUGGAGCCUCCUUAGCUGAAGCUAUGCAUCAGAGAGGAAUUAAUAUGCGCUACCUUGGAAAAGUCAUAGAAAUUGUCAAGAAGUUUCCUGUUCCAUCCCAAUUAGAUCAUGUUUAUAAAAUCUUAAUUAGUGAAAUGAUUACAAGAUCUGCAAAGCAUGUUUUCAAGACCUAUCUGCAGGGCGUAGAACUUUCUGGUCUGUCUGCUGCCAUUAGCCAUUUCCUGAACUGCUUCCUCAGCUCUUUCCCCAACUCAGUUGCUCACCUCCCGGCUGAUGAGCUGGUCUCCAAGAAGAAAAACAAGAAGCGCAAAAACAGAAAUCUCAGUAGUGCUGACAACACAGCCUGGGCCAGUGUCACCCCGCAGGAACUCUGGAAGAACAUCUGCUCUGAAGCCAAAGCCUACUUUGAUUUUGACCUUGACUGUGAAAAUGUGGAUCAUGCGGUGGAAGUGUACAACCUGCAAAAGAUUAGCCUCCUCAGAGAAAUCUCUAUUAAAGUUGGCAUUCAGGUUUUGCUCAAAGAGUAUAACUUUGAUACCCGACACAAACCAACCUUUACAGAAGAGGACAUAUUGAAUAUUUUCCCUGUGGUGAAACAUGUCAAUCCCAAAGCAUCUGAUGCUUUUCAUUUCUUCCAGAGUGGACAAGCUAAAGUACAACAGGGUUUCCUAAAGGAAGGGUGCGAAUUAAUAAAUGAAGCCUUAAAUUUGUUUAACAACGUGUAUGGUGCCAUGCACGUGGAGAUCUGUGCCUGCCUACGACUGCUCGCCCGACUCAACUAUAUCAUGGGCGACUAUACCGAGGCCUUAAGCAACCAACAGAAAGCUGUUCUAAUGAGUGAGAGAAUACUGAGUAUUGAACAUCCCAGCACCAUUCAGGAAUACAUGCAUCUAGCGCUGUACUGUUUCGCAAAUAACCAGCUCUCCACUGCGUUAAAUCUGCUGUACAGGGCUCGUUACCUCAUGCUACUUGUAUUUGGAGAAGGGCAUCCAGAAAUGGCUCUUUUAGAUAGUAACAUUGGCUUGGUGCUACAUGGAGUAAUGGAGUAUGACCUAGCCCUGCGAUUCCUGGAGAACGCUCUUACAAUCAACUCCAAGUAUCAUGGAGCCAAGUCAUUGAAGGUGGCACUCAGUCAACAUCUUGUAGCACGUGUGUAUGAAACUAAAGGGGAGUUCCGUUCUGCCUUACAACACGAGAAGGAAGGAUACACAAUAUACAAAAACCAGCUGGGAGAGCAGCAUGAGAAGACCAAAGAAAGCUCAGAGUACUUGAAGUACCUGACCCAGCAGGCUGUAGCUUUACAACGGACAAUGAAUGAGAUUUACAAGAAUGGAUCCAGUGCCAACAUAAUGCCUCUCAAGUUCACAGCUCCCAGCAUGGCCACUGUCCUGGAUCAGCUCAAUAUCAUUAAUGGAAUCCUCUUCAUUCCCCUCAGUCAAAAGGACUUGGAAAAUUUAAAAGCCGAGGUCCAGCGACGUCAGCAGUUACAAGAAGCCAGCAAAGGAGACGAUAAUCAGGAAGCUGACAAUAAAGAAACAGAAGUAACAGAAGCAAGCAAAGCUAGCACUGAUACAGAUGAGACUGUCCAGACACAAAGCUCUGCCUAGCCCUAUUUCCUGUUCUUCUCUCUAACACACUUUGUAGAAGGAUAACCCCUUGGGGGGUGGGGGAGGUUGUCACCAAGGCAUGUAGAUGUAAUAAGGAAAACAAAUACAAAAGGGCAUCUUUGCAACGUUCUUGCACAGAUACACAUGCUGAGAAUUCACAAAGCAAGUACUAAUCUGUGAACUAUCAGUGUAAAGGCUCUAGUAGGCUUCGGUCUGCUGCAACAAGGCCCUUCCGUCCCUAAGCAGCUGCGCUCAUGGGAGAUUUGGGGCUCCUGCCAGCCCAGGCUGGGACUUCAAGGUCUGUAUGUCGGUGUGUGUUUGGGAAAAUCCAUUUCUGCAUUUUGUGGUUUGACUUUAAAGGUAUGGCUUUGUUUAAAGGUGACUGAACAUUUCUCAGGUCGUUUCAUGGAUGGGGACAAGAACCCUUGUAAGGUAUUAGAAGCCAGACUCCUAAAUUCUGGGCCAUGGUGCUGUGUUCUGAGCCAAAUCAUGCAGCUCACAAUCCCAGACCUAAGCCAUAAAAAGAAGCCCCUAAACCACGAUUCCACAUUUAAGUGAAAACUAACAUGGAUAUUGUAUUUUUCCUGAGACAAUUGUUAUGAUUUAGGGGAUGACCUGGUCAUUUUUGUUUUUCAGCAUUUCUUUUUUUUUUAUUGAAGACUUUCAAGUUUUAUAUAUCUGUUAAAGUGUUCCUCUUUAUUUUUAAUGGUGAUACUGUGAUACAUUAUCACGUAGGACUGCAUCAUGUCAGUGUUUUCUUUUUUCAAAGGCUUUCCAGAUUAUCUGUCCAGAUCCAAAGAUACUAAACAACCUACAUGUGUUCUUUUGUCACCUGCAAACUUGUACCUGAAUGUAAAAAAGCAGAUCAUGAUUACUAUGCUGUAUUUUGGGGAGGAAUACAACGCUUGCAGCAAUGAUAAUAAGUUUGUCCUACAAAAGAUUCUAUUCUUUGUGAAAGACGAGGCUGACUAUGGGCAAGUGACCUUAGACGGUGCUUCCUACAUAUCACCAUGCUUUCUUUAUUGGAUACAUGUUCCUCUCACCGUACAGCCUUCCUGCAGUGCUAAAGAAUCUAUGGACCAUUGUCAUUUAAUUUUAAGACGCCCCAAUCAGACUAUUUCAGUAGGAUGUACGUUUCCUCUUCAUUAUAAACGUAUGCUUUUAUUAGGGCUCUAAAGUUGGUCAUCUGUGUGUCAUUAAAGCGGCAUUUGAUUGUAGCACCCAUCUUCACACUUCACUUUAUCAAAUCUCAGAUUUCUAUUUCCUCUUUUUCUUUUUGCACUAAUGUAAGAAUUUAGUGUUCUCUCGCUCCGUCCCAUGAGGAAAAAAAAGUAAUAUCUUAUUGGGUAGGUAAUUAUUUUCUUGACCUUUUUCUAGCCUUCCGUGAAUUUGCAUAGUGAAAGGAUUGCGUGUUACAGCAAAUUGCAGUUAUUUUAUUAGGGAUCAGGUCCAGUAAUGGUUCCUGUAGAAUGGAAGUGAUCUAUAUGUUGGCGCUAUAGUAAGACCAAGAUGACAUUUGAACCUUUCUGCCAGAGUUUGGCAGGGGAUAAAGCUUGCCAAUCUGUGAAAUUGAUAUUAAUCCUGAUCUAACCAGGAUUUUAGUUUUUCCUUUUAACCUAAAGGUGUUAAAACGAUCAUGUUUUAUUUUUUUAGGUUAUGUUUUUUUUUCUCCCAUGUGUUUUCCAGCCAAUCAUUAGAUUGUUAUAUGUUCUUUUUAUUUUUUAAUUAUAUUAUUGAUUUUUUUUUUUUUGGGCCUGCACUGCAAGAGAGUUUAAAUCUAAUUCAGUUGUGGCUAACCUGUAUUAGGGAUCAGAACUUCUCACCGCUAGGCUGCCAUUACAUGCUUUCUGUCACCGGUGGAUCACUGCAGAGCUUAGUGGGAGCUGCCCAACAACUACUGCUGUCCUCUGAUCCUCAUCUGUCAUCGUUGAAAUGCUGCUCAAUACUGCUUCAUGGUAAUUCUUUGGGGCAAAAUAACUUGUACUUUACCAAACCAUGAUACAUAAAAGUACCGUUGUCAUUUGUUCUAAACAUCUUGCUCCUAAAAUUUGAGAAUUUUAGCAUUUAAUAAAUUAAUGACGAUGCAUU